GGGGCUGCGCCGUCUGCCGGGAGCAACUGUUAAUAUGAAACGCCCUGGCGUUGACCCCUGGGCUUCAGAGGGGGUCGAAGGUCGCAGCGAGAGUCCGCGUAAAGGGGCGCCUGGAAACCAGCCAGGCCAUCCCAGGUUUUCUACCCCCCAAACUGGCCUUGGGAGAAGGACACCCUGACUGGCAGGCCAAGGAAAUCAGGAGACCCUGCCUCACUUUCUGGGUGGCGUGGGAAGGUAUCCGGCGCCGGCACCCUUAGCAUCAUUUAGCCCAGACUCAAGAGAUCAAAACACGUGGGCGGGGGACUCCGCCAAACACACUUUCCAAGGAUAUUGUGGCUGUGACCUUGCGGUAUAUUUUGCACAGUAAUAAGGAAAUGACAAUGUGCUCUCAAUGAAAGUAAAUGGCAUCAAGUUACAACAGGGCACAAGUAUUCCACGCAUCAUUCAUUGCAAACCUUCAGAUUGAUGUACAGCUAUACAUUUUAUCAUUUCUUUCACCUCAUGAUCUGUGUCAAUUGGGAAGUACGAGUCGCUAUUGGAAUGAAACUGUCCGAGAUCCAAUUCUGUGGAGAUAUUUUCUGUUGCGGGAUCUUCCUUCUUGGUCCUCUGUUGACUGGAAGUCUCUUCCAGAUCUAGAAUUCUUAAAAAAACCUAUAUCUGAGGUCACAGAUGGUACAUUUUUUGACUACAUGGCAGUCUAUAAAAUGUGCUGUCCACAUACAAGAAAAUCUUCGAAAUCUAGCCGUCCUAUGUAUGGAGCUGUCACUUCAUUUUUGCACUCACUGAUCAUUCAAAAUGAACCACGAUUUGCUAUGUUUGGACCAGGUUUGGAAGAACUGAAUACAUCUUUGGUGUUGAGCUUGAUGUCUUCUGAGGAACUUUCCCCAACAGCUGGUUUGCCUCAUAGGCAGAUUGAUGGUAUUGGAUCAGGAGUCAGUUUUCAGUUGAGCAAUCAACAUAAAUUCAACAUCCUAAUAUUAUAUUCAACUACCAGAAAGGAAAGAGAUAGAGCAAGGGAGGAGCAAACAAGUACAGUUAACAAGAUGUUUAGUCUACAGAAUGAAGGGAAUGGUCAACAAGGAAGCCGGUACAGUGUAAUUCCACAAAUUCAGAAGGUGUGUGAAGUUGUUGAUGGGUUCAUCUAUGUUGCAAAUGCUGAAGCUGAGAAAAGUCAUGAAUGGCAAGAUGAACUUUCUCGUAUUAUGGCCAUGACAGAUCCAGCUUUUGGAUCUUCAGGAAGACCAAUGCUUGUUUUAUCUUGUAUUUCUCAAGCAAAUGUAAAAAGAAUGCCCUGUUUUUAUUUGGCCCAUGAGCUGCAUCUGAAUCAUCUAAGCCACCCAUGGAUGGUCCAGGAUACCGAGGCUGAAAGUCUAACUGGCUUUUUGAAUGGCAUUCAGUGGAUUCUUGAAGAAGUAGACUCUAAGCAUGCAAAAUGAUCAUCCUCCCAGACCCUGGGAACUAAAACCAUCUGAACUUGUCACUAAGGUGUUGAUGUGGGCAUUUGCAUUACUAGCUCAUUUUGUCCUGCCUUUGGCAGGUAGGUUUUAUACUGGACAGCUGUAGCUACAGUGCUUUUUGAAAUACAAUUCUUACUUUUUACCUUAAAUCAGUUACAAGAAAAAAGCUAAAUGCUAGCCAGCAUUUAUCCCUAAAAUGAAUCUCUUAAGAUUUUUUGAUAACUUUUAUAUUUUCUGUCUUUUCAAAAAUAUUAAAUUCUGGA
Molecule: messenger RNA, 1720 nt
Organism: Talpa occidentalis (Iberian mole)
Lineage: Eukaryota; Metazoa; Chordata; Mammalia; Eulipotyphla; Talpidae
Gene: FBXO4
Product: F-box protein 4
Exons: 7
Coding region: 402-1436 (344 amino acids)
Biological process (GO): protein polyubiquitination; SCF-dependent proteasomal ubiquitin-dependent protein catabolic process
Cellular component (GO): SCF ubiquitin ligase complex
Molecular function (GO): protein binding
Source: RefSeq, a predicted model, not a curated record